CAUGAUAAGGUUAAAGUUCGAGUGCACGACAGGAGUGCGAUUAUUGCUUUUUUGGUGUUGCUGCCAGUUGCAUUUAUUUAACUUCUAAAAUGUUUCUAUAGUUAAAAUCUUUGACAUUAAAACAAAGGGAUAGGUGCUCUUGGAGGUUUGGAAUUGUAUAGCUGGUUAACCUGCUCUGGGGGGGUUUUGAACCGUCUCGUAGUAAGGUAGCUACCCUGCUAGCUAGCUACUUUGUUGAUUACAACGCUAGCUAGCUAGAAGUAAACAAACUGCCUAACUAGCUACAUUAUAUAAGUAUUUUGUUACGUGCGUGUUUUUUGUAGCGUCGUCAGCUUACGGACUAAAGCAACAAAACACAAAAUGGGCUCAUCGAAGAAACACAAAGAAAAGGGCCGGGAAAGGGACGCAGAAGAACGGCACCGGGACCACAAGAAGCAUCGUCAUAAGGACCGAGAGAGGGAAAAGGAACGAGACGGUAACCGUGAAAGGGAGAAGAGGAAACGGUCCCGAUCAAAGGAGAGAGGGAGCCGUGGGACUGAGAAGGAAAGCCGCUCUAAAGGCGAAAAGAGUAAUGGGGAGCCUCGGGUCAAGAAAGAGAAAGUGGAUACCACAUAUGAGGAGAGUAAUGCUGGUACUUCAAAGUCUGCUGGUGGGGAUGCAUCGCUCAGCAUCGAAGAAACGAAUAAACUCAGGGCCAAGCUUGGCCUGAAGCCCCUGGAGUUGAAUGAAAGCAAAAAAGAGCUUGGAACCAAGGAGGAGCCCUUGGUGGCAGAGACCAUCAACCCUGCUUAUCUCAAGCAGCAGAAGGAGAUGAGAGAGAAGCUGGCAGCCCUUAAGGAAAAGCGCCUGCUCAACCAGAAGCUUGGUAAGGUGAAGACCCUGGCGGAGGACGACCCCUGGCUGGAUGACACUGCGGCGUGGGUGGAGCGGAGUCGCAAAAUGGCCAAGGAAAAGGAGAUGGCAGAGAAGAGAGCUAAGCUUCUGGAAGAAAUGGAUGAAGAGUUUGGUGUGAGCAACCUGGUGGAGCAGGAGUUUGGGCAUGGCAGAAAGGAAGUCUAUGGUUCCGGUGACCUGAAGGGGCUCACAGUUCAGCACAAAAUGGAGUCCUUCAAGGAGGGAGAGACCGUCAUCCUCACACUGGAAGACAAGGGUGUGCUGGAGGAGAAGGAGGACGUCCUGGUGAACGUGGGGCUGGUGGACAGAGAGAAGGCGGAGAAGAAUGUGGAGCUAAAGAAGAAGAAGCCAGAAUACAAGCCUUACUUAGAGGAAGAGAGCGUGGAUGACAUGGUGACGUUAAAACCCCGUACGGUGCUGUCCAAGUACGACGAGGAGAUCGACGGGGAGAAGAAGAAGAGUUUCCGGCUGAGCGCGGGGGGUCGGGCCGAGGGGGACCGGGAGCGUGAGCUGCAGGCCAUCAGGGAGACCCUCCACAGCCAGGCCCAGACGCUGGACCUGCCCGCGCUCACCAUCGCCUCCGAGUACUACACCCCACAGGAGAUGGUGGGCUUCAAGAAGACGAAGCGGCGUGUGAAGAAGAUCAGAAAGAAGGAGAAACCUGUGAAGCCAGUGGACGUGCUUCCGGACGACACGCGCAACACGGACUUCGGCUCCAGGACCAGAGGUCGCGGGCGCCACGGGACUGAGGAGGCAGGGGAGGGCAGGCCGGAAGCCGACGCUGGGGAGGAGGGGGCUGCUGGGCCGGCGGACGUCAUUCAGCGCUCAGAUGACAACAGACUGGAGGACAUGGAAAUCAGUGACGAUGAGGAGUUCUCCCCUCCAGAGCCGACCACUUUGGAGGAGGACGAGGCAGAGCAGGAGCUGCAGAAGCAGCUGGAGAAGCAGAGGAGGCUGAAACAGAAGCAAAUGCUCAGAGACUCUGGGGAGAAGGUGGCAGAGCAGGUUAAAGUGCUGGUCACUCAGGGAGGAGCGCGGGACGAUGACGACGAUCCGGACAGGAAGAACAACAUCGUUUUCAAUGCCACCUCUGAGUUCUGCCGGACUCUGGGAGACAUCCCCACAUAUGGGCUUUCAGGAAACAGAGAGGAUCAGGAAGACAUCAUGGACUUUGAGCAGGAGGAAGAGAGAGAUGGAGCUGGAGGCUCUGACUCAGAGCUGGAUGAGAACGUGGGCUGGAGCAUGGUCAACCUGGACGAGGAGCAGAAACAGCCUGACUUCUCCACUGCCUCCACCACCAUUCUGGAUGAAGAGCCCAUUGUUAACUCUGGACUGGCUGCAGCCCUUCUGCUCUGCAAGAACAAGGGUCUCUUGGACACUCAGGUGCAGAAAGUUGCAAGGGUUCGAGCCCCAAAAGGUGCCCUGCCAAAUGACAAUUACUGCAUUGAAGACAAGAUGAUGAUAGAUGACAAGUACAGCAGGAGGGAGGAGUACAGAGGCUUCACCCAGGAGUUCAAGGAGAAGGAAAGCUAUAAGCCUGAUGUCAAGAUCGAAUAUGUGGAUGAAUCUGGCCGCAAGCUCACGCCAAAAGAGGCUUUCAGGCAGCUCUCCCACCGUUUCCAUGGGAAAGGUUCUGGAAAGAUGAAGACUGAGAAGAGGAUGAAAAAGCUUGAGGAAGAAGCGCUGCUGAAGAAGAUGAGCAGCAGUGACACUCCCCUCGGCACAGUGGCUCUGCUCCAGGAGAAGCAGAAGUCUCAGAAGACCCCAUAUAUUGUCCUCAGUGGUAGUGGGAAAAGCAUGAAUGCAAACACCAUCACCAAAUAAACAUGGGUGAGAAGUGGGACCAGAGCAGAUGUGCAUACCAUACACACACAUACACAUACAAUUUUAAUGUUUGUUUUUGAAAAUGAAUAAAAUUUAGUGACUACUUGGUGUGUAUGUGCAGAGGGUACUUUUUGUUGCUUUUGCUUUUGAAUUAUGUAUACAAUGUAAACUGUCAUAAUUUACAUAAAGAACUUAGUAUGUUUA
This is a messenger RNA of Anguilla rostrata (American eel), 2922 nucleotides long. It is a transcript of the gene sart1, whose product is annotated as spliceosome associated factor 1, recruiter of U4/U6.U5 tri-snRNP. The transcript is spliced from 20 exons. Gene Ontology annotation, cellular component: U4/U6 x U5 tri-snRNP complex. Bases 361 to 2718 code for a protein of 785 amino acids. Gene Ontology annotation, biological process: mRNA cis splicing, via spliceosome; maturation of 5S rRNA. NCBI's taxonomy places the organism in Eukaryota, Metazoa, Chordata, Actinopteri, Anguilliformes, Anguillidae. The record is from RefSeq and is a predicted model, not a curated record.